AUGGACUCGGCUCGUAGUGGAAACAUUUGUCGGCGUUUCAUAAAUGGCUCUUGCAGAUUUGGUUCAAGAUGCAAAUAUCGUCAUGAAUGGCCAACCAUUCACUCAUCCCAAAUAUGUCGGUAUUAUCAGAAAGGUGGAUGCUGGUAUGGUGAGCGCUGCAGGUUUUUCCAUGUUCUUCAGUCUGAAGCUGGCACAACUGUUGCAGGAAGAAGGGCUUCAGUACCUACGGUCUCCUCCUCCAGUGUGGCUCACGCGUCACCUGAUAGGCGAGGGUCAGAACCUGCAGUUCUGCAAGCUGAGGUGACAUCUGAACAAGAGUGCAGCAGAUCAGAGUUGGUAGCUGAUAUCUCAAACCCUCAAUGCGACACUGGGCACCUGCCAGCGAAUCUCGCUGAGGAGCAGUCAGAAGAAUCUGGUCUGGGAUCGUCUCAGGGCUCAGAAGCUGCUGAAGCAGGUGCCUGGGAUGGAAGAAAUGAGGAGAUCUCCCCAUCUGAAACCCCAGAGAAUGGGGCUGCUGCUGCAGCCUCUGGUUCUCAGGGAAGAGAGGAGGAAACUGAGGCCUUCCUCAGGAGCAAAGACGUGACCUGUGGGAUCUGCAUGGACAAGGUGUAUGAAAAGACUGAUCCGAAAAGCGGUGUCUUUGGCAUCUUGCCCAACUGCAAUCACUCCUUCUGUUUACAAUGCAUAAUGACCUGGAGGAAGACCAAAGACCUCGGCCUGGAUGUGAUAAAACGCUGCCCACAGUGCCGCGUGAGGUCUGCCUUUUAUAUGCCGCACAAAUACUGGGUUGAAGGACAAGAAAAGGAAGAUCUAAUUACUGAGUUCAAGGGAAAAUUCAGUAAGAAAUCCUGCACCUACUACUCUCGAUACCAAUGCUGCCCCUUCAAAAGCGAGUGCCUUUACCGACAUGACAAAAGUCGACACAGCGCGUCCUUUCUGCAUUUUGGAGAAGAUGACUUUGAGGAUGAAGACGAUGGAGUGGAUCUAAUUAGUUUCUUCAUAGCCAUGACCCUUCUUGGUGAUGGUGAUGAUGACGACCUUGAAUUUACUUUUUUACCUUACUAA
Molecule: messenger RNA, 1065 nt
Organism: Pelmatolapia mariae (spotted tilapia)
Lineage: Eukaryota; Metazoa; Chordata; Actinopteri; Cichliformes; Cichlidae
Gene: mkrn4
Product: makorin, ring finger protein, 4
Exons: 8
Coding region: 1-1065 (354 amino acids)
Biological process (GO): protein polyubiquitination
Molecular function (GO): metal ion binding; ubiquitin protein ligase activity
Source: RefSeq, a predicted model, not a curated record